Messenger RNA from Lactuca saligna, 1800 nucleotides. The record is from the annotation of a GenBank genome assembly. Lineage: Eukaryota; Viridiplantae; Streptophyta; Magnoliopsida; Asterales; Asteraceae.
AUGUCCUCGUUCAUGAAUGCAUACAAGCACCUCGAAAUUCCACUUGAAAACAUACAACAGGCCACCGACCACUUUAGUGAAAGUCACUACCUAGCCAAAGGUGGAUUUGGGAAGGUGUAUAGGGCAGAACUCAUGCUAUCCAACGGUUCAACCAUUGUUGCAGCUGUAAAGCGCCUGACUCCUUCAAAUAAACAUGGAGAUGCUGAUUUUUGGAGAGAGAUCAUGUUGCUUUCCAAAUAUAAACAUGUAAAUAUCAUCUUACUCCUCGGCUUCUGCUAUCAAAGUCCGGAAAGGAUCCUUGUCUAUGAGUAUGCUCCAAAGAAUAGCCUCAACAAUCAUCUAAGUGACCCCAACUUCACGUGGGUUCAACGCCUCAAGAUAUGUCUUGGGGCUGCACGUGGCUUGGAGUACCUUCACAAUCCUAGGGGAGGCCAACAAAGAGUCCUACAUCGGGAUAUCAAAAGUGCUAACAUCUUGUUGGACGAAAACUGGAAUGCAAAAAUUGCAGAUUUUGGCUUCUCCAAAUAUGGCCCUGCAAACCAAGAACACUCGAUUCUUAUCUCUGAACCCAAAGGCACUCUUGGGUAUUGUGAUCCUGUGUUUCUAGACACAACGUUUUACAAAAAAGAAUCAGAUGUCUAUUCUUUCGGCGUGGUACUAUUAGAAAUUUUGUGCUCAAGGCUUUGUGUUGAUUUUAGUUUUAAUGAUAUGCGAAGAUCCUUACCUUUAUUUGUGAGGAACACUUCUAAAGAGAAGAUCAGGGAUGUGAUUAUCGAUGCUAAUCUACUGCAACAAAUAGAAGAAAAUUCUUUUAAUACCUUCGUAACGCUCGUGUAUCAAUGUUUGGAAAAAGAGCAGAAAGAACGUCCAUCUAUGGAGUUGAUCGUGAAGAAGAUUGAAACUGCACUCAAAUAUCAGGAGCAAAGAGAUGUCGGUUUUUUGAAUAUUGUGAACUGGGCAUCGUCUUCAACACCAAAUGUGAUAAAAGAGAAGCGAGAUCUACUUCCUCAAACGGAAGAAGCUGGGAGAAAUCAAUUAGGGGACAAUCCUGAUGAUGAGAUGAUCAAAAUGUGGUCAAGCGGAAAAGAAGGGAAUUUGCGUGCACUGCUUUCAACACUACAUGAGAUCCUUGAACCUGAAAGUGGUUGGGAACCAGUUCCGUUGACAGAGAUGAUGACCACUCGUGCUAUAAGAAACUACUACUCGAAUGCUGAGUAUAUUACUAGUGCUGUAAGGCUUGUACAACGAGGGGCAAGCACAAGGGAAAAGUAUAUAUGUAAGAAGCUUCUCGAAAUCUUAAAUGUGGAAGUGUUGAGAUUCGAAUCUGAAGAUAAAGUUGUUCAACAAAAAAAGCGCUCUGAAGAGAGACAAGAGAAUCAUAUUCUAGGAGAAAAAUAUGAUGAUGAGAUCGAAAGUUGGACAAAUGGAAGAGAACGGUUCUUGGGUGAUAUGUUGUCAAACCUACAAGAUAUACUUGGACCUGAAAGUGGCUGGGAACCGGUUUCACUGAAAGGUGAGUGGCAAACUCGAUACUUAAGUAGAGCUUACAAUAGAUCUCUUCUUCUAACCGAUCCCAGCACACUGAAAAACCGAGGGGCAAGCAUGAAGGAAAAGUAUAUAUUUGGAAAGGUUCGCAAUAUUUUAAAGGAUGGUUGGGAUUCUGCUCUUGCUGAAGAGAAAUAGCAGCCUCAUACUACAUGUAAGAGGUUCUUGGAAAAUUCUAACAAGCUGAACUUAACCAAUACAUUUUUGGCUUAAAAGCUUAAAAUAUUAAAUGUGGUAUUCGGCCCAACUACCUAG